Molecule: messenger RNA, 5083 nt
Organism: Pecten maximus
Lineage: Eukaryota; Metazoa; Mollusca; Bivalvia; Pectinida; Pectinidae
Exons: 14
Coding region: 618-4697 (1359 amino acids)
Source: RefSeq, a predicted model, not a curated record
UAUGACUGCAGACGACAAGACGAAGAACAGCAGAACCAGAAAUUAUAUGGCUAAUCUAGGCUACAUGAACCACUGAAGACUGAAGUGGUAAACCAUGUUUGACCAGUUCCCGUCCAACGCUGGCCUUUCUCUAUGGCCAGAUCCACCAGAAACAAAGAAUGAAUUCAUUUGUUACCUGAGUGGUGGAUUUGGACUAAUCUACAUUAUUUGUUUGGUCUUAGCCUAUGCUAGCAGCAGGUCAAAGUCAAGCAUAAUCCUAGUACCACCAAAUGAGGAAGUGGAGGAUGAGAAGUCACUGCACAAGUAUCUAUUAGUAUUAACAACAUCUCUUAUACCAGGUUCCAGCUGCUCAUCAAAUGCUAAAGUAUUCAUACAGGUAAUUGGUCAAAAUCUCAAAUCCAAUUACUACAUGGUUAAGGUUUUCUCAGGUGACAGAUUCCUUCUUCAGCGAGGCAAUAAAGACAUUCUUCUGAUACGUACUAAAGAUUACCUGGGUCCUCUACAAGAAGUCAAAGUUGUUGUGUCUGGAUUAAAGACUGUUACAUGGAGACCCAGUUCUGUGUUAGUGACUUGCAUGACAACAGGGAAGACCUAUUCUGUGGACUGUCGACUUGUAAAUGCAAACAAUACUGCUGCACAAGGGGAAGAUAGUCAUGUUUUUCCCCUUUGAUAACAGGAAAUUGUGGAGUUGGCAUGCCAUCUUUGGAAGGAUUGCUACCUUUCACCCAUGGUUAUCUCCAUUUAAUGUGCCUUUAAGGUUUGGCAAGUUCUCAACUGUUGCCAGCACCAGCUUUGUCUUCCUGGCCUUGACUUUACUGAUGACCUGGACUUUGAUGGGUUACAUUCUAACAUCCAACAAUGUCACUGACAAUUUCUCCAUGGAGAUUGAGUUUGUCAUCAUGACAGUAAUUGUUGGAGUAGCUGUCAACCUCAUCAUGUAUCUUCUUAGUAUAUUAAUGAGGAACAUCAAAUCAGGAAAGAAAGAAAUAAUUGACAAUUUGUUUCCUAAAUCUUACAUGAGUGAUAAAAAUACAGAUGGAGAAAACUAUGAUGAGAAGCAAGGGGAAAUAUCCGCUUUUAAGAAGAAUGUGUCACAGGUACAUCUCAGUAUAACCCAUUUUCCUUCAGUACUCAGCAGAAGAUCAUCACAUAGUGCCAAAAUUGGUGAUAAACAAAUGUCUGAUACAUUUAUGUCAAUAGAUCUACAGUCAGAACAAAAUGACAAUAUUGUAUCGGACAAACAUUUAAGUAAACUUAACAGAAACCUUGACAAGGAUGAAGACAUAGUUGAUGUGGGAUCAAGCAAUGACAGAGCUAAACACUACAAGGGUGUGUCCAAUAGUAGUACUUAUUUAGAAGAAGGAAACAGGGAUGUUUUUAAAAGCAGCACUGAUUUUGAAGUUUGUCGUUUAGAAGAAGACUCGAGUAUGGAGUUAAUUGCUUCAGACCAAAAGAAAUCAGUUUCGGAUAUGAAUGUAAGCUUUAUUUCUCUUGAUCAAUUUAGGGAUGUAGAACAGGACAGCAACAAUUCAGCAGACAAAGAUGGUAAUAAUAUGAGAAAAAAGAAUGGCAAAAUGGAGAGAAAUGAUACUAAAUCAUCAGAAGAAGAUGUAAAGAUGUAUGCUUAUGGGAGAAAGAAUGAUAAACAUGAACCUGCUAAAAGACCUGUUGAAAAGGUGGAUGCUUCAAACACUUCUUUAUCUGAUGCUGAGCUGUUUGAUGAAUUCAAAUUUUUGGAUAUAGAAUCAGAUGCGUUCUUAGAUGUGGCUCAUUCUGAAUCCAAAAUGAAAGGAAAUGGACAGUUACACUCCGUCAGUAAUGAGUGGCAGAGUAAUGUGGAUACCUGUUUGAAGGAUUGUGCAUAUAGUCUCUCUUUACCAUGCACUGUUAAACAGCAACAAAUGCUAACAACUACAGAAAGUGAUCUAUUGCAAGCAGGCUGUGAGGGUGGUAGAGUACAAGACACUUUAAACAGGGAAGAAGAGUCACUUCAAAACUCUUCAUUUCUACCAAAAACAGAAGAAUUUCUUCAGAAUUCUUUUUCAAAACCCAAAACUGAAGAAUCCACUGGAAGUUAUUUAUCAAGACCAAAUGAGGAUGGUUUUGCAGAAAGUCCAUAUUCCAAGCCAAUUAUACCUUCAAAUCAUAGUGACGUAGAUGGUAAGGUAGAACACAUGAAGUCAAAAGAACAAUGUACAUCACACCAGGGUCCUAGGAUAAAGGAUGGACAAGAGGGCAGUCCAACUUUCCAGGAUAUAAGUCAGGACCAUCUUUCCUGUGAUGAGGUCAGCAUACAUAUGUACACUGCUGGUGAAGCAGACUCACUGGAUGAAGAAGAGCUUUUUUUGGAGAUAGAAAAUAAGGCUUCUGUGAACCAAUUCUGCUCCAUCAGUAUAGAUGAGCAGACUGCUAUCUCAGACUCCGGGAUGAGAGAUGAAUCGACUUGCCUUCACUCUGUCCUGCUACCCCAGAAAAAUUUGACAUUCUCAGAAUCUGAUGAGGUACAGCAGCAGAUCAACAGAAGAAAUACACAACUCCAAGGAAAAGCUAGAAUGUUAUCUUUACAACUACUGUUACAUUUCUGUGAGAUACGUCGCCUGCUACUGACCUGUGUUGAUUCCAGCAUCAUAUACCACAAAACAAAAGUGGCUGCACGUACAUGGAUGACUAGCUUAAUAGAGGAACAACUGUUCUCUGUUCUACAUACAAACAGGAUACUGGCAAUCCAGAGAGACCACCUUGCUGUGAAGAUGACUGGUCUAGGCGAUGAAGUGUUAGAAUGGCCCCAGAGCCAGAAUAUGGGUGCACGGUGUAUCAAAAAGUGUAUACAGCAUGUUUGUGAGGCCAUGGCCUUCCCCAGACACCAGAACUUCAGACAGAGGCUUGACAGAGGAAUACAGGACACUCUAACACAACAUCUAUAUGACUUCACUCAACAGUUCCAUGAUCAUCUAAAACAAAACUCCAAGUGGACUCAUGACUUGUGGUCAUCAGUCUCUACAGAUGAUAGCAUGGCCUACAAUCUGACAAGUGUGUAUGUGUCCCAGUCAUCCCCCCAGGUACUACAGCAUAAAGACAAUUUUCCAACACUAGUGGUAUCCAAAUCAGCUGAGUAUAUGGACUCUCAUCUACAUGAACUAUCCUACUUUUACAUGGAAUGUGUGCAGAAAUGUUUUUCAAAGGAUGAAGGAAAAAACUUCAGUGUAUCUGUGAUGCCAAUGCCCACAUGUUCAGGAGAGGAUCAAGAGGAAGUGCAAGUGUUACUUGGCCCACCACAGUUUUCCCGGUCAUUUAAGGAGCUGUCACUGGAAUCACAGCUGUAUAGGGUUGCCUUAGAUGGAGCAAUGAAAGAAUUAUGGCUGGAGUACCAAGACCCUGUUACUAUCUACACAACAUUUCUCAUGCAGGCAGUUACUCUUGAUAAACUUAAAACUGUGCUACCAUAUGAGAGCCAAGAAAACUUGACCAGUGACCAUGACAGUGCUGAAGUUUUGAAUGGAAAACAACAUAUCCAUGGAAAUAAACAUACCAACAUAGAUAACCAAGAUGUGGAAGGUUCCGAGCCAACAAGAACUUUGAGGGCAACCCUCAGUGGAAAGUUGGCAACAUAUUCAGGAGCUUUGUCUCGUAAGUUAAGCUUACUAAGAGAGUCAAAAUCAGCUUUAAUUACAUUACUCUCAAAGAAAUCUGAGACUACAGCCAAAAAAAAUGUAGACCUGCAUCCCUUGAUUCCAUGUUUGGACAAAAAGUGGCAUCAGCUUGGGUUCCAUCAUAGUUUGAAUGUCCAAAAAAGUUUGACUCAAGCUUUGAUGUCAAAACUGGUGAAAGAUUUGAAAAAGGAACAAGACAAGUCUAUACUAUCAAAAGAGAACUUGGCACUGGAAAGUGUGUCAUGUUUUUACAGGAUUGAAAAAGAACUCUUUAGUGAGCUGGACAAAUGUGCAACAGCUUGCUUUGAAAGAUGGUGUCCUUACAUUCAACAAAUUGUAGCUGACUUUGAAAUUGACACUUGGAGGACCAGAGACCAAGUCUGUGCUGUGGUUGAUGUUGCUGGCCAAGAAAUGUUAGCUUCCCUAGACAGCAUUGUAAGGGACUUAGUCAAGAGGGAGAUUGUCGAAUACACAGCUACCCAAGCCAUCCAGAAUUCCAUCAGCCAGACUUUCAGUAAAGCAGACAAACUACAGAUCCCAGUGACUGAUAAUGGAGAGGCAGCGACAAGUUAUGAAAUGAACCUGGCAGAACUCAUUAAAGAUUUCCAACCUUUGAGAAUAUACCUGUCCCGUGUCACCACAUUGGAAAAGUUGAUUUCCAAAGAAGUCAUAAAGGCCAAUUUUCUUGAUCGGUAUCAGCAAAAACACAACAAAUUUGCAGCGAUAACCUUACAACAUGUUCUGGACUCCUACUAUGAGAAAGACCUUGAUAAGAUGGACACUUCACUUACAAAUGACACUCUACAGCAGCUAGAAUGGCAUGUUCUUCAGGAAAAUACCAAAGUGAUUCCAAGCAUUUUUGGAAGAUUGGUGACCUUCAUGAUGUUCUGUGUGACAGUCUUUUGCCUUGUCUAUGUCACGCUCACUGGAGGCUCCCUGACCGUCACUCAGAUUCAGGAAUGGGUGUCAUGUUUCUGUAUCAGUAUUGCACUCUAUGGAUUUAUACUUGAGCCCUUUGUUGCUGUGGUUGGAUAUCUCCGAUACUAGAUUGUAUUUGAAUAGAAGUCAUGGUUCAGUUGAUCAGGUUAUAAGACCUCUAUGGUCAGAUAAUAGAACCUUUGUAACCAUGGUAAGAUAUAUGGCCAGAUAUCUCGGAUAAGAGGACCUCUGUUGUCAUGGUCAGAUAUCUCCAAUAAUAGACUAUCGUUGGCAUGGCCAAAUACCUGAGAUAAUAGAACUAUUGUUGUCAUGGUCAGAUCUCCAAUAGUAGAACCUUUGUUGUUAUGAUUAUUAUGAUUGGGUAUCUCAGAUUUGUAAAUAAAAUAUGUUUAAAUUAAAAUCAGAAUCUUUGUUGCCAUUGCCAGAUAACUCAGAUAAUAGAACCUGUGUUUCUAUGGUCAGUUAUCUCAUAUUAUAGAACCUAUGUAACGAUG